AUGGCCCCCUUCACAGGUAUGGUCCUCGCCGACCUAGGCUGCGACGUAGUCCGCAUCGACCCUCCAUCCCGAAAACGCACCAAAACAACAACACCACAAAAACGCUGGAUAGACUCUCUAUGUCGACACAAAAGUUCCAUCAUUGUCGAUUUCGAGUUUUCUGCAUCCCGGCAAGCCUUUUUGAGAUUGCUUGAAGUUGCCGAUGUGUUGAUUGAUUCCUAUCGACAGGACGUAUUUGAGCGCAUGAUUGGCAUGAGUGCCGAUGAGCUGUGUGAACGAUUUCCAAAACUCAUUUACGCACGUGUAACGGGGUUUUCGCGCUACGAUGAAAGAUAUGCAAACGCAUUAGGCCAUGAGAAUAACUUCGUGGCGGUCUCUGGUGCGCUGCCUGCAUUGCAGCAUGCGACGCCUACAAACAGAACCGGUAUAUCCAAUAAAGAUAGUGUGAUAUCAAGGCCAACGGUCAACUACUUAGCCGACUUUGGCGGCGGAAGCAUGUCAUGUGUUGUUGGUAUUCUCGCAGCUGUCAUCCACCGCAACGCAUCUGGGAAGGGCCAAAUUGUCGACGCAAGUGUUCAGCAGGGAACGCGGUAUUUAGCCACAUUCCCAUUGCAGCGAAGGAACGGUCAACCAGACACCGAACCAUCACUUACAGGCGUUAAUGAUGCGCCGUGGUCGGACGUGUACAAAACGGCUGACGGGAAGUUUAUGAUGGUGUCCAGCAUCGAGGACGCGCUAUAUGAACGCUUGAUACGCGGAUUAGCACUCGACCCAGCGAUGAUGCCGGAUCGGAUUGACCGCCGGAACUGGCCCGUGAUUAGAGACGUGUUGGCGGCUAGGUUUGCGUCGCAGUCUCAAGAUCAUUGGAGGAGCGUAUUUGAUCAAUUACAAGCCUGCGUUAGUCCUGUGCUGGAUGUGGAUGAUGGCCAUGUUAGAUCUGAGCAGCCAUUGGUGCAUAUGAGUCGUACGCCGUCUUUGCCAACAGCGACGACAGCAGAGGCGAUGGGCUCCGGAACGAAGGUUCCGGAGCUAGUCCCGGGUGGAGAGAACGAAGAGGUCGUUCGUCGCUGGCUCGGGACUGAUGACAUUCGUCCGGAUGACGGCGGUCGUAUUCGGAUUGUGUCUAAGUCCAAACUGUGA
Talaromyces amestolkiae is the source of this 1140-nucleotide messenger RNA. RefSeq lists its product as uncharacterized. The coding region runs from base 1 to 1140 and encodes 379 amino acids. The transcript has a single exon. The record is from RefSeq and is a predicted model, not a curated record. NCBI's taxonomy places the organism in Eukaryota, Fungi, Ascomycota, Eurotiomycetes, Eurotiales, Trichocomaceae. Gene Ontology annotation, molecular function: catalytic activity.